AUGGAACUACAACCACUUGACCCAGACUAUGUCCACGAAGUCCUGUCCAAGCCGCCCUUUGUCCAAAUAGCUGGAGUGCACAACGUUCGCGAUCUAGGAUCUUACCCUACUUCGACUCCAAAUGCUAUAACAAAACCCGGAUUCGCAUUUCGUUCUGCUGAACUAUCCAGUAUCUCCGAUGAGGGGAGACAUCAUAUACGGGAUCUGGGCAUCGUCAAAAUAUUUGACUUGCGGUCAGAUACUGAAAUGGUGAAAUACAACUCUCCAAUACCUACCAUAGAUGGGGUUGAAAUUUUGCGGACGCCUGUUUUCAAAACAGAGGACUACAGUCCAGAAAUGAUGGCCAAACGCUUCCAGCUAUAUGCUACUGGAACUGUCGAGGCCUUUAUGAUUUUGUAUUCGCAAAUACUCGACAAUGGGGAAUUCGCCUUCGGCACAAUCCUUCGCCAUGUCAGGGACAAACCAACAGAACCAUUCUUAUUCCACUGUACUGCGGGGAAAGAUCGCACAGGUAUUAUCGCCGCCAUUUUGCUGAAGCUAGCAGGUGUAGAUAAUGACACCAUAUCGCAUGAUUAUGCUCUCACUCGGGUGGGCCGAGAACCGGCACGUGAAAUGGUUUUGGAACGUUUAUCGAAGGAGCCUCUUUUUGCGUCCAAUAACGAGGCCGCAUUAAACAUGCUUACUUCUCGUUUCGAAACUAUGGAGGCCUUCUUGACAUUACUCGACAAGAAAUACGGUGGAGUGGAUGAAUAUGCAAAACGCUAUUUAGGACUAACGCAGGAGGACCUUGCAACUAUUCGCAAAAAUCUUGUCGUGUCUUCGAAAUCCCGAAUGUAA
Molecule: messenger RNA, 837 nt
Organism: Serpula lacrymans var. lacrymans S7.9
Lineage: Eukaryota; Fungi; Basidiomycota; Agaricomycetes; Boletales; Serpulaceae
Exons: 7
Coding region: 1-837 (278 amino acids)
Biological process (GO): dephosphorylation
Molecular function (GO): phosphoprotein phosphatase activity
Source: RefSeq, a predicted model, not a curated record